Tigriopus californicus is the source of this 720-nucleotide messenger RNA. RefSeq lists its product as uncharacterized. The transcript is spliced from 3 exons. NCBI's taxonomy places the organism in Eukaryota, Metazoa, Arthropoda, Copepoda, Harpacticoida, Harpacticidae. The record is from RefSeq and is a predicted model, not a curated record. Bases 162 to 617 code for a protein of 151 amino acids.
GAACAUGGCUUUGACAUAGAUGCUAUGGAACAGAGCAGGAUUCCCUUUUUGGGAGAUCAUACUGAUUUGUCGCCGUUUCAAAAAGGAGCCAUUUUCCACGACCGAGCAGCCCUGAGCAACCUUUCUGGCUCCAAGGACGAAUAACCAAAACAUUGCCAAAGAUGGAACACUGGACUCAAUUCACGUUGCUCGUUUUGGGCGUGUCCUCCUUGGCACAAGUCUCGGGUUUGACCUGUUAUGUCGGAUUAGGGAACAAUUCCCAAAGGCGAUCUCAAAAAGUGGUCAAUUGCCCCGAAGACAGGCACUACGUUUGUGUGAAGAUGUAUGGAGGUGACAUGGGCGAUCAGAUUAGGCGGAAAUGCGAGAAGAUGUCAGUUCCUGAAUACGAGGAACUAAUGGAACAAGAAGCGCUGAAGGAGCGAAUGAUCCAAAAGGGUGAAAGUUGGGACGUCGAUCCUGCUUGCCAUGAGGAUGUCCAUCACGGACGAGAUGUCCACGUGUGCUAUUGUUCAAUAGACCAAUGCAACUCUGCCUUUUCCAUGAGGCACAAGUCCGUUGGGAUGAUCCAAAUCUUGGCCAUAGGCCUUUCAAUAUUUCGUCACAAGAUUGUAUUUUAAGCUUAGUUAAUAAGUAAUAAUGCUCAUUAGAUGAAGGAAAUUUGAGAUUUUAGAACAAUGCAAAUAAUAAAGCCUCUAACACACGAGAUGAAAUGAUACUGCC